Messenger RNA from Spodoptera littoralis (African cotton leafworm), 371 nucleotides. Lineage: Eukaryota; Metazoa; Arthropoda; Insecta; Lepidoptera; Noctuidae. The record is from the annotation of a GenBank genome assembly.
CAUUCUCAGUCAGGAAACUGCGGAUUGCAGCAAUGGCGACCAUCACCCAAACUCAAACUGUGGAAGAAUUUAUGCCAAAGUCCCAAAUGAAACAAAUCUUAUCGCCAAAGACUAAACCAAGUCCAAAAAACAAACAAGAACCACAAGCUUUAGGAUGUCCAGAAGACUGUCCGUGCAAGAUAAACACCCAAAAAGCACAGAGGCGCCCACUACAAUUGCUGUUCAAUGUAAUCGGAAUUAUCGUGGCGCUAGUAGCCACUUACAUGAUAGUGACCACAGAUUCUAACAUCUAUUUAAUAUUUUGGAUUUGUUACUCUGUGCUAAGACGGUUAACGAAGUCUAAAUCUAGAUCCCGUGUUAAGUCUGACUGA